Molecule: messenger RNA, 1940 nt
Organism: Lingula anatina
Lineage: Eukaryota; Metazoa; Brachiopoda; Lingulata; Lingulida; Lingulidae
Product: ras-related protein Rab-13
Molecular function (GO): GTP binding; GTPase activity
Source: RefSeq, a predicted model, not a curated record
GUAUCACCAUUGUUUAUUUCCUGGUGUCAGGUGGGUUUUACAUUGGCUGUGAUUUGCAUGCAAGCGCCUGUGCAGAGGCUGUGGAGUGGGGAAGUUUCAGAGAAUGAGGUGAAAGGCAUUGAAAUUAAACGGACAAUAUGGCAGGCAAAGAGUUUGAUGUGAAAUACAAAGUUCUUCUCAUAGGAAAUUCUGGAGUUGGCAAAACCGCUUUAAUUCGUGCUUUGACCCAAGAAGAGUUCAGUAUGGAAAUGCUGCCCACUAUUGGGAUUGAUUUUGUGAAGAAAAUUUUCCAUGUAGAUGGUGCUAAUGUUCAAUUAGAAAUAUGGGACACUGCAGGCCAGGAAAGAUUCAGAACUAUCACUAAGUUUCAGUAUAGGGGAACAAAGGGUAUCUUGUUAGUAUAUGAUGUCACUGAUGUCAGCAGUUUUAACAAUUUAACUUAUUGGUUGCAAAGUAUAGAUGAGGAGAUAAGACCAGAUCAUCCCACUGAGUCCAUUCCAGUGUACAUUAUUGGUAAUAAAUGUGAUUUAGAACAGCAAAGACAAAUUAGUAAGAGAGAUGGAAAAAAGAAAGCCCAAGAAACUCUGGUCAGAGGAUUUAUGGAGACAAGUGCCAAAAAUAACAUAAACAUACAAGAGGCCUUCUAUGAACUCGCACAUGCCUUGUUGGACACCUAUAAUCCUAAAUUAAUGACAAGCUACUUGAAUCCAGUGGAUCGCAAAGAGAAGAAAGGAUCAAAACAAAGAAUUUCACAAUUGACAUCAAGUUCUUCUGAAUAUGAUCAAACGUCAUCACGUAGCAAAAAAAUCAAACUCAAGAAAAAAGACAAACCUCGUUCUUCUUGCUGCCAUCGUUCAUAAGAUCAUUAUAUCUAGUCACAUACAUAUUUGGUUCAAAUGUGUACAUUAUUGGGCAUGAAGUUAUUCUGGCAUAGUUCAGGAUAUUCUGUUCCUCUUGAGGAAUUUGAUAUUCACUGCACAGCCAUACAGCUGAUUUCAAGGUUUUUAGUGAGGGUUUUUAUAAUGCCAUAUACUUUCCAUGAGUAUCAAGAAGGCUUGUGGUGCAUUAACUGCUGAUAGUGUCAUUGGCAUUGCUUCAUGUUUCAAAAGCCAUACCAUGGAUUAAGCCAUUUUUAACACAACGGCUAAAUGUUAUUUUUGAUAAGGUGGAGAGUUAUUCAGAUUUUUGGAUAAGACUUUACAUGUUGAAAGUACAACAUAUAUGACCACUGAAUUAUCAAGAAUAUUUAAUCUGAUGAUAUUAUUAUAACUAGUCUUAUUCAUUUAUAAUCUUUUUCCAGAAUGCUAUUUAGUAAAAAGCAUUAGUUUAGGCACCCAAGACAGACUUCCAGCAUGGAAUAAAGGGUAUAUAUCAGAUCUGGUCAUUUAAAUUAAUGUCUUUACUCUUAUUAUUACUGUACCUCAGUUUAUUCAUUCUACAAUUAAUUUGGUGCCCAAAGUGUGUAAAGACAAAUGUGUAAAUGAUAAUUUUUACAAUUCAAAGGUCACAUAUAUUUAUUGAUUUUUACCAAAUUAUUUUGGCAAAUAAUUUUUGCAUUUUCUGUUCCAUUUUUAAAUUCAGGGAGAGGGAGACAUUUUCCAGUUUUAUGUAUGAAAAGGCACUGCAGAAUAAUCUGAGUUAGUUUAAAUUUUGGUAGGGUACAUGUUAUAUAUAUGGUAUUGAAGAUGCUAAUUCUACAAUGUUUUAACUGUGCAUAUUGUGGGUUGUGAUUGUCAUUACUAUAAUCUUUAAUCAAGAUAUUGAAAAUAUAUUCAUAAUGUGCUGUCUCAUUGCUGAAACAAAUAGACCAACAGGUGCUACUGACAACGAAGUGCAAUCAGUGUAGUAUUACAGAGAGGGACCACUGCUAAUUAUUACUUAUAAAUAAUUGUUAGCCUUUUAUAGAUUAUUUAACUACAAUAAAAUAUUUAAUGUUAAAA